AACAAAACACACGUGUGGCCAUGGCAUCGUAGUAUAUGGCGGAGGUGACAAACAGAGAGUGCAAAUCUGAUACAAGAAGCUCCCCAUCCAAAAGCUGUGACUUCAGUAAGUGUAGCCAUCAUGGGUUUUGUGGGUUACACUGAUGUAAUAGCUGAGGGCGACACAGCCAUCGUAUACCUCGGUUACAAUGCCAUGAUGCACUUGAAGCUCUGCCAUGGUGCCCUCACGCAAACCAAGCGCGGAGGUCUGAGACACUCUGACAUUAUUGGCAAGAAAUAUGGCUGCCGUAUCAGCACUCUCAGUGAUAAGGGGUACGUGUAUCUACUUCAGCCGACCCCCGAGCUCUGGACCCUGAAUCUUCGUCAUCGUACUCAGAUAUUAUACUUUGCUGAUAUCAGUUUCAUCACAUUACAGCUGGAGCUGAAACCAGGCUCGGUCGUAGUGGAGUCAGGUACAGGGAGUGGUUCAGUCUCGCAUGCCUUUGCUAGGACCAUUGCACCGGACGGUCACUUGCAUACGUUUGAGUUUCAUGAACAGAGAGCUGAGAAGGCCCGGGAGGACUUCAAGGAUCAUGGUAUCUCACAUCUAGUCACUGUCACUCAUCGAGAUGUUUUAGAGAAUGGGUUUGGUAUUGACCUUUCUGUUGAUGCCGUCUUUUUGGAUCUGCCGUGUCCCUGGCGUGCUUUACCACAUGCACGGAAAAUACUCAAGACCAGCGGAGGUAAAAUCUGCUCGUUCUCACCCUGUAUUGAGCAGGUACAGAGGACCAGUGAAGAUCUGAGGUCAUUGGGGUUUACAGACGUGUCAACGUUUGAAUGUCUGCAGAGGAACUACGAAAAUCGUACCGUCGUUCUCCCCUACCCUACUCUAGGGAAGAAGCCUGGUGCCGAGAGCACGAGCCAACUAGCCCAGGAUGCUGUAGCAAAAGAUGCAGGUUCUUUAAACGAUACAAAAUCGGGAGACCGACAAGGUGCUUCGACGGAUUGUGGUGAAACGCAGGAAAAGAGCGAGACGGAUCCUGAUGGAGCGGAUGUAAGCUUUGAGGCAUCUGAAGCCAAGAAACCAAGACUUUGUGAGAGUGAGAAGAAAGAGAACAAGUUACACUACCCAAUCAAGUGUGCAGUACCUUGGAAAGAGAUGCCUGGACAUACAGGGUACUUGACCUUUGGCACUCUGUACCUUUUACCCAAUGAGUCGGGUGUUUGAAAGGUUUUAGACGUCAGCUCGAAAAUGAACAACUUUAUUGCUCUGCUUACUGUGGACUCCUGCACAUAUGGCUAAUAGAUUCAUGUGUUUUGACAGGGCUGCGUAAGCAUUAAUAAGCCAUUUCGAGGUAUGUGGACACUAUACUAUAACUCUGUAGGCCGGUCUGGGUUAAAUUUGUCUGUAAACACCCAAACCCAACAGUGCAUUCUAUAGUAUCAACCAUAUCUCAAAAUAUCUGUGGUAGGCAGUAUCAUGAAUUUAGGCCCUGAUGAUAUCAUAUUGCUGCUUGUGAAUGAUGUCAGAUACCAACCCUCCAAACCAUCCUGGAACUACCUGGGAUCAAUGGACUUUCACCUUUGACCUUUUGCUUGGUAUCUUCAUUGUGCCUUUGAUGGUUCUCCACAAUGAUACAUUUUCUAGCACGUGUGUGUGCAUACGCAAUUCAUACACAGUGGGUAGCGUGCUCAAAGAUAAGGCCAUUUCUGAAUUGGUGGCCGCGGCUAUUACCGUUGCUGUUUGUUUGAGACGUUCUAUACCUAAACACACAUGGGCCCAAUUAAAAAAAAAAGCUGUAAGCACAAAAACUUGCUAAGCACAGAAAAGUAUUGCUUAAACAGAAACUGGUUACCAGCCAAAACUACAUCGUUGUGACUGGUGUUCCACUCUUUUUUUGCUUAGCAAAGAAAUGUUAUGCAGUAUUUUUUGCUAUUAAAACAGGUUUAUAAAAUUGGGUUAUGAUGACACUAUGAUCCAGCCGUAAUCGUAGCUCUGUAACCAUCUAUUCAGAAAUGGCCUAAGAUGACCAUGAGAGCGUGUGUAAGGUGCACAGGAGAUGUGUUGCCCAAUGAAACUGAGGAAUUCUAGCAUUGGUAUGUGUCAUUACACUGCAAAUAAAGAAAGUGAACCAGGCUACUUGAUGUGUGAUUCUGAGAGGCUUGCUGGGUUCCAUCAUUUAUUUUAAAAAUAUACACUUACUGUAGGGGGCUUCAAAACAGGUGGCCAGUGUCCAAGCUGCAGCCCAAACCUAAGCUUUGGUUUAUAACAGAUUUAUGAAGGGUGACUGAAUCAAUGCACCAAGUCUCAUUCUUAAUUUAGAGGCCUGCCUCGAAUUUGAAAUGCUAUGUGAAACAAUAGCAGUAUGUCGGAGAAGAUAAUUUAAAGGUCACUUUUCAAUCACAGCCCUGGAAUUUCAACUUUAGGGUUAGACCAUUUUCAUUUUGCUAAGUGCACUUCCCUUAGAAAAUCUUCAAUAGUCUAUUUGAAACUUUUUAAAGGGCACCAAUGCAAAGAUUAGGGGCAACAGGCCAUGGCCAUGGCCAUGAAAUUCCAAGCCGGCAAUCAUAGAAAACACACAGACGCAGACAGUUUUUCCAUACAUUGAUGAAAUCAAGGCAUACCAGUACAAAAUAACCAACAAAAGAAAAAAUUAAAUUCGAUAAAAAACGGUGGAACUUUAUUUUUGACUUAUAACACCAGAUAUUUAUUAGCAUAACACAAUAUCAAAACUGAUAGAUAAACAAUAAAAUUAUAACUUUACAAUGUACAAGGCCACCAUUGUCUUUAUUAUUCUAAGGCAAAUACGUCAAUCAUAUUGUAUAGCAAAGGCUCAAAAUAUUGACAAAUGUACACAGCUAAAUGAAAAUAACUUCUUAUUAAAUAGAAAAGCAGGUGGAGAAAGUUUUAAUUUGCCGGACGGAUUUUAAAAAAAUUAAUUAUGGCAACCAAGAGUUGACAAAAAUUUACUCUUUGUUUGGAAGUAAAAUUUUUAUGAAUGCAUUAUAAUUAUAGGCACAAGGACGCUAUAUUGCAUCAUGAAUAUCUGUUAUUGAUUGUAUUUACAUCAUGACAGUUGGAAUGUACAUUUAAGAUCUGACCAUUUCAUACAGCAGUUUAACACAAACAUUUAG
Molecule: messenger RNA, 3113 nt
Organism: Asterias rubens (European starfish)
Lineage: Eukaryota; Metazoa; Echinodermata; Asteroidea; Forcipulatida; Asteriidae
Product: tRNA (adenine(58)-N(1))-methyltransferase catalytic subunit TRMT61A-like
Exons: 6
Coding region: 121-1206 (361 amino acids)
Biological process (GO): tRNA methylation
Cellular component (GO): tRNA (m1A) methyltransferase complex; nucleus
Source: RefSeq, a predicted model, not a curated record